This is a messenger RNA of Microbotryum saponariae, 1804 nucleotides long. NCBI's taxonomy places the organism in Eukaryota, Fungi, Basidiomycota, Microbotryomycetes, Microbotryales, Microbotryaceae. The record is from the annotation of a GenBank genome assembly.
AUGCCGACCGCGAGUGGUAAUGACAGUAACGCCGGUUCGAGCGCUGCGCCCAUCGCCAUCUCGCAAGCCUCGCACUCGUCCACCGCGCCCCUUCCCGAACCUUUGCGCGCCCUCGUCAAUCUACGAAUCAAAGCCGACUCGGCGUUGAACCAUCCCGCACUCGAACAAGAACUCGAGAAUGGCGUUCUCGGUCCUCAGUCCGCAAUCGUGUUGGAGUCAUUACAAGCGACGCUCGAAUGUGCUGCGACGUGGCGCGCCAGGCUUCAGGACACCACGGGGAGGACAUCGAAACGAUCGAAUGAGGAAGAAGCAAGGGGCGAGUUCGUCGAGGCAUGGUGUCGUUCCAGAAUUGGGGAGUACGACUCGUCAUUACUGGGACUUGUCGAUUCAAUUGGAGAGGAGUUUGCAAGGCUUCAGUCGCGCGGGCGAAUUGCUCGGAUUACCCGACCCUCCGACGUUGGAUCAAGUCCCUUCCGUGACGAGGCCGAAACAGGGCGUGUUGCCCUUGGAGUUGGGGACCGUGCCUGGGUGGGUCGGGGAGAUGUUGGCCGAAUGGGCGAGGACGCAGACGACGUUGUGCUUUUCGAGCUUGCUGAGGCCUGGGGGGAACGAGGUUGUCGAGGAGGACAAGUUGGCCGAAAUGUUGGAUAUGGCGUGCAGGAGAAAUGUGCAAGGUGAGUCGAGUAUGAGAAGAGGAUAUUUACUGUUUGCCCUUGGGCUGAUCUCGGUAUACCUCUCCCAAACCGUUGCUACCCCUUCCGCAAAUUCCUCACUCGCCUCUCCCUACACGCGAUUGCCCACCUCAGCCUUGUUCACCCCGGUCGACCCGAAUUUCGCACCCGAAGAGUCCUCAUCCUCGGCCAGAACUGUCAUGGGCAAUGCUCGACUAAUCCGGGACAUGUCGACGCUGCUCCCUUUCACCUCGUCCGCUUCACUGUGGAAUCGCCGGAUAGCAUGGGCCACGCACGUCGCAGACAUCACCUUUAUCGAAGCGUCCAUGUCGGCGAACCGACUCGUCGAUGCCGCCUCAGCCGCCGCAGCGAUCCUUCAAGAUCCUAAAACGACCAACGAAAGGAGAAACGAAGUUCGUCAUGUUCUCGAACACACGAUCCAACACUUGGUGCCGUUCGAGAAGAAACAAGGUACGGCGUUGUUGACGUUGGGGAGGGUCAUGUUGGAAGCUGUGGGGUCGAUGUAUUUGGACAGGGAUGAGGCGUUCUCGGUUCAGAGGAGGAAGAUGGAGGACGCGGUUCUGCAAGAGGGGAAGGAGCCGGAAUUGGCGGAGGGGGAGAGGGUCGAGGUGCCGGAGAAUGAUUUGGUCAGGGAGACGAGACAGGUCUUUAUUCGAGGUGAGUUUCACCCGCGACCAGAGUCAGGAAGUCGUGAGCCCCCUGUGCUGAUACUACUUAUCUUGGCAUUUCUAGCUUCGGGCCUUUUCGAAAACGCGUAUGCUUCGUUCUUGAGAACGCCGACCAAGGCGCGCCAGAACAAGAAGGAGGAACAACGCCUUUUGCGGAGGUUGGAGGCGACGUACUGUGAUCUUGAAGAGGUGUGCCAAUGUUCUCGAAGCGCGUCGAUAUUCCUGCUGCUCCCGAGCUGACCAGGAACUAAUUAUCUGCAGCUCGACAACCAUACGCCUGAGGUCGUACAACUCAAAUCGGAACGUGUCGCACGAGCUUUGUGGAUCAACGAUCGCCUCCUUUCCCUCGGCGACGACGCCGAUGAUGAUUCGGACCUGGACGAUGCCGAUGAAGAUUCGGACGGGGAGAUGAUCACUCGAAGGUUUGGUCAGAGUACGAUCUGA